Messenger RNA from Eruca vesicaria subsp. sativa (arugula), 1460 nucleotides. The record is from the annotation of a GenBank genome assembly. NCBI's taxonomy places the organism in Eukaryota, Viridiplantae, Streptophyta, Magnoliopsida, Brassicales, Brassicaceae.
AGCUAAUUUGUGGUGUUGCUGCUGCUGCUGCUGUCUAUCCGCCCGAAGUCCUCUCUUCUUCUCUAAGAACUUAGCUCCGCCCACAAUUUCGGUAUUUCUUCUAUGAGUGGGUGUCGAUGAUGGGAACUUAUAGCUGUAACGCCGCAGUGUUGAACUCCGCGUUCCCCUUUGUUAUGGAAAGCCAUAAACUUGACCUGAGUAGAAGAAGCCAAUUAUCUCGUGGUCGUUUUUGUUGCAAAUGUAGGAUGGUUGGCGUCAAGGAAGAAAGCCCCACUAAAUUCGAUUGGGUUGAUAUGAAUCAUCUUACAGAAGAACAAGAGGAGGCAAUCUCUCGGAUUCCUGUUAAGAUGUCUAAACGUUGUCAAGCUCUUAUGAAGCAGAUAAUUUGCUUCGAAAAGGAGGAGGAGGAGGGUAGCUUUUGCUGCGAUUUGUUAGCUGCUUGGGUCAGGAGGAUGAAACCCAUUCGAGCUGACUGGCUUUCCCUCCUUAAAGAGCUCAGCAAUCUCGAAUCUCCCUUUUAUAUCAAGGUGGCUGAAUUUGCGUUGCUCGAGGAUUCCUUUGAAGCCAACCCCCGCGAUUAUACAAAGAUCAUCCAUUACUAUGGCAAGCUUAACCAAAUUCAAGACGCUGAGAAAACUCUUGUUGCUAUGAAAAAUCGAGGCUUUCUCAUCGAUCAAGUCACCCUAACUGCCAUGCUUCAGUCGUACAGCAAGGCAGGGUAUCACCGCUUGGCUGAAGAGACUUUCAACGAUAUCAAAUUGCUUGGGGAACCACUUGACUAUCGAUCCUACGGUUCCAUGAUUAUGGCCUACAUCAGAGCUGGCACUCCGGAGAAAGCAGAGGCUUUGCUCCGUGAAAUGGACUCCCUAGAUAUCUGUGCCGGGAGAGAGGUUUACAAGGCCUUGUUGAGAGCCUACUCUAUGUCUGGAGAUGCUCAAGGAUCCAAGCGUGUCUUUGAUGCUCUUCAAAUCGCCGGGAUCACUCCUGAUGCAAAGCUAUGUGGACUCCUCAUUAACGCUUACAGUGUCUCCGGUCAGAGCCAGAAUGCGCGUUUGGCUUUUGAGAAUAUGAGAAAAGCCGGAAUCAAAGCUACUGACAAGUGUGUGGCUCUUGUUCUGUCUGCCUAUGAAAUAGAAGAAAAGCUAAAUGAAGCGUUAAGGUUCUUAGUUGAGCUUGAGAAGGACUCCAUCAUGGUUGGUAAAGAAGCUUCCGCUGUGUUGGCUGGGUGGUUUAAGAAGCUUGGUGUUGUUGAGCAAGUUGAGUUACUUCUCAGGGAAUUUUCAUCCCACCAAACACUCUGACUCAGGCUUAGGAGGAGAUUGGGAUUCACAAUCUCAUGUUUCUAUCUAUACUUAUUAUCUAAUCCAUUGUCCAAUUUACACAUGUUCUAUUUAUUGUCCGCAACUGCUUUCUAAAGACUGAGGAAUCAAUCACGUAGCCGUAAAUAAAGCGGUUUCACU